Messenger RNA from Acanthoscelides obtectus, 348 nucleotides. Lineage: Eukaryota; Metazoa; Arthropoda; Insecta; Coleoptera; Chrysomelidae. The record is from the annotation of a GenBank genome assembly.
UUCUAGGUUGUUUAAUAAAAUUGUAUGAGAUACUGAAUCGAAAGCCUUUUGGAGAUCUAGGAAAACUGCAACAGUCUUAUUUCCAUCUUGGAAAUUUUCAACCACUUGUCCUAUAAGUUCUUGUAGAGAUAGCUCUGUAUUGCAAUUUUUGCGGAACCCAAAUUGACAGUUCGAUAUUGUCAAAUUUCUCAAGAAAAGAAAAAACUUACUUUCAGAUUUAAAUAUUGGUGUCUCUAUGCUUUCUUUAAAUUGGCGAGGAAUUUGAAACAGAGGUUGAUAAUAUUACAAACUAUUUGCUGUAACUGUCAAAUUUCUUUGGAAUGCCAUACUUCCAGUGAAAAAUGCUGA